UAAAAUGGGCGGCGGAGGAAGCCGGCGGGCCGUGAAAUGGGCCGCGGAUAAUCUAUUGGCCAAGUCCCAGAGAUUUGUGUUGGUCCACGUCAUCCCCACCAUCACCUCCAUCCCCACCCCUUCGGGUGAGAGGCUACCGGUGGAGGAAGUGGAGGAGAGAGUGGUGGAGAUGUACGUGCGAGACCUUAAACAAGAGUUUGAACAAGUCUUUCUCCCCUUCAUGAAGAUUUGCAAGAACAGCCCCAAGGUGGAAACUCUGCUGUUGGAGCAUGACGACCCUGCCAUGGGCCUCCUAAGAUUCAUAUACAAAUCCAAGCUUAACAGUUUGGUCAUGGGAUCUUUCUCUCCCAAUCUAUUCACAUGGAUGAAGGGACAAGGAAUACCUUCGACCGUUCUGAGAUACGCUCCAGAGACAUGUGAAGUCUACAUUGUAUGUAAAGACAGGAUCACCACAAAAUCCACUGAUCCAAUAAUGACAGGAGAGCCUUGCGCAAGCCCGAGCGUAUUGAACACGGAAUUUCGGAACAAGGGCACGACUCUCUUCAAUGGAUUGCCGUCUCCAACUCAAGCUUCCACGGGAGAAAUAGUCGAGGGGGCGACUAGGCGGUCCAUUUCGGCGAAAGAGCUUUCGAUAGAGCCGUUGAGCCUGACAUAUAAAUCCGAGGCUAACAGUCCGACUUCGGUAAGUCCAGUACUGUUCAAGCGACGUACUGGAUCCGAGAUUCCGCAGUGUAACUAUGCCGAUUAUAAGGCCUGUACAGAACUUCAACCGGCUCUUGUCGUUAGCGUUGAUAGAAAGAGCAAUGCCGGUACCCGGACCAAACCUGAAUGCCCCCUAGUGAAGCCACUCAAGCCUAUCACGACCCAGAGGAAAGACAAGAAGGAUGGAAUUCACGUGGAGGUUGAGCGUCUGAAGAAGGAGCUGCAGAAUACAGUUGCGAAAUAUAAACAAGCUUGUGAAGAACUUGUCUCUACCCAAAACAAGGUGCAGAUGCUGUCAUCGGAAUGCUUGGAAGAAGCGAAGAGAGUAAAUUCGGCUCUGGAGAAAGAAGAGACGCUGAGGAAAGAGGCGGCGAAAGAGAAAGAACGCCAUAUGAAGGCCAUGCAAGAAGUGGAGGCGGCCAAAGCAUUGCUCGCUAAAGAGUUCUGUCAGCGUCAGAUCGCUGAGGUGAAUGCGCUUAAACAGUAUUUGGAGAAGAAGAAAGUGAUCGAUCAGUUGUUAUGGACCGAUCACCGGUACAGAAAGUACAAUGUCGAAGAGAUCGAGAGGGCGACGGAUAGAUUCUCGCCCGAGAAAGUGAUCGGAGAAGGAGGGUACGGAAAAGUUUACCGUUGUACCCUCGACAGUACGCCCGUUGCUGUCAAGGCUCUCAGGCUAGAUACGCCUGAGAAGAAGCAAGAGUUCUUAAAAGAGGUUGAGGUGCUGAGCCAGCUUCGACACCCACAUGUGGUUCUGCUCCUAGGAGCUUGUCCUGAGAAUGGUUGUUUGGUCUACGAGUACUUGGAAAAUGGAAGCCUUGAGGAGUAUAUAUACCACCGGAAAAAUAAACCGCCUUUGCCUUGGUUUAUCCGGUUUAGGGUGAUUUUCGAAAUCGCUUGCGGUUUAGCCUUCUUGCAUAACUCUAAACCGGAACCAAUUGUCCACCGGGACCUUAAACCGGCCAACAUAUUAUUAAACCGGAACUAUGUGAGCAAGAUUGCGGAUGUUGGGCUAGCCAAAUUGGUAACCAAUGUUAUACCGGACGAUGUCACCACGUUCCGGCAUUCGGUUUUGGCCGGUACACUGCAUUAUAUCGACCCAGAAUACCAUAGAACCGGAACAAUUAGACCGAAAUCGGAUCUUUACGCUUUCGGUAUAGUAAUCCUCCAACUGUUAACGGCUCGUCCACCGGGCGGUCUUCUAUCUGUGGUCGAGAACGCGGUUAAGAAAGGGACGUUAACCGAGAUUUUGGAUAAGUCAGUAACCGAUUGGCCGUUAACCGAAACUGAAGAAUUAGUCCGGUUCGGUUUAAAGUGUUCUGAAAUCCGGUGUCGAGAUAGACCGGAUCUUGAGAAAGAGGUCAUACCGGUAUUGAAACGGCUGGUGGAUACGGCGAAUUUGAAGAUGAAGAACGGGAGAAGCAGUUUACGUGCACCAAGCCAUUACUUUUGCCCAAUUCUACGGGAGAUGAUGGGGGAUCCACAGAUUGCAGCAGAUGGGUUCACGUACGAGAAGAAAGCGAUCUUAGCGUGGUUGGAGAAACACAACAUAUCUCCGGUGACGAGGCAAAAGCUGAAGCAUUUCCAGCUAACUCCCAACCACACCCUGCGUUCUGCGAUUCGCGAUUGGAAAUCGCGACUCGCGUUUUCUAACGCUAUGAUCAAUAUUGACGAUUGAGUUUUUUUUUUUUCCGAAUCGAAUGUAAAUAUAAUAUAUUAUGAAGUGAAGCGAUAGAGUAAUGGUAUCGUUAAGGUGAGUGUGGCAAUGUUCACGUUGCCUUUGCUUGUUACAUGUUUUGCA
Messenger RNA from Tarenaya hassleriana, 2500 nucleotides. RefSeq names its product U-box domain-containing protein 34. Gene Ontology annotation, biological process: protein phosphorylation; protein ubiquitination. The record is from RefSeq and is a predicted model, not a curated record. Bases 5 to 2377 code for a protein of 790 amino acids. Gene Ontology annotation, molecular function: ubiquitin-protein transferase activity; protein kinase activity; ATP binding. The transcript has 10 exons. Lineage: Eukaryota; Viridiplantae; Streptophyta; Magnoliopsida; Brassicales; Cleomaceae.